This is a messenger RNA of Strongyloides ratti, 633 nucleotides long. RefSeq lists its product as hypothetical. The transcript is spliced from 2 exons. The coding region runs from base 1 to 633 and encodes 210 amino acids. The record is from RefSeq and is a predicted model, not a curated record. Lineage: Eukaryota; Metazoa; Nematoda; Chromadorea; Rhabditida; Strongyloididae.
AUGAAUAUACCAUCAAUCGAUGAAACAAUAAAAAGACCAACAACUGCUAUAAAUAAUCAUAAAGUUAAUUUGAAUACCCGUCUUAGGCCUCUUUAUAAUAAAUCAUCUUUUAAUAAAGGAUCUCCAGAAAAAGAUAACACAUAUUAUAGUGCAUUUGCAUUUCAAAAUGCUUUAAAUAAUAAAUCAUUAACAAGGUACUCUACUAGUAGAUAUCCAAAUAUAUCUUCAGAUGGAGAAGGUAUUUAUCCAAUAUCAUCAUUAGAAAAAGUAUCACUACAACAACCAUAUACAGAUAGUACUGUUUCAUCAGAUCCAGUAUAUAUGAAUGUUGAAGGUUUCUCCCAAAAUGGAAGACAUUUAUCAGUAGGUGGACAAAAAAAUUCAGCCAUUAUUUCAUCAAAACCUUCUACAGUUGGAGUCCAAAGAAAAAUGACAACUAAAAGAAAUAUAGGUACAUCAAAAAAGUCAAAGAUUAUGGAAAUUAUACAUAAUAAAAGCAAAGUAACUCUUAAAUGUUUUUGCAUUCUUAUUCUUCUCCUUAUACCAAUAGUUAUUUUUAUUAUAAUGAUAAUUUAUUCAAGUAGUUUAGAACUUGAUAGACCAAGAGAUUUAUCAAAAAAUAUACCAAAAUAA